AUGGUGGUGGUGAGUGACCGGAGCGAGUUCUUUAUUUCAAAGACGGCGGGGACCGGCCCAAGUGUGAAAGCUGGGGAAGAUGGGACUGGCGGAUGCCGAUGCCAGAGGGUAACGGCGACUGGGGGGCUUUUGGGGACACUCGCUGGCGCCGCUUGGCGACAGGAGCUGCGGGCGCCGCGGGCAGAACGUAGCUCCGCUUGGAAGAAAACACAGCCCUUUCCCAAACUCCGGGCAAAGCCCAAUAGCCUCAUCCUCAUUUUACAGCUACGUAAAGCAGAGUCCGCGACGCCCGCAGCCAGCCGUGGAGGAGCCCUUUCGCUGACCCAGGGACCCUUGACCUCGGGAUCCUGGGAUCUAGGGGCUGAGAACAAAGUUAAAAGACCAGAGCAGCUUGGGAUGCUCCAAGAGGGGCCGGCACUUCCACCAUCUCAGAAUUACACUUUGCUGACACCCAGGACUGUCUAG
Molecule: messenger RNA, 465 nt
Organism: Rangifer tarandus platyrhynchus (Svalbard reindeer)
Lineage: Eukaryota; Metazoa; Chordata; Mammalia; Artiodactyla; Cervidae
Source: the annotation of a GenBank genome assembly